Molecule: messenger RNA, 1904 nt
Organism: Acanthopagrus latus (yellowfin seabream)
Lineage: Eukaryota; Metazoa; Chordata; Actinopteri; Spariformes; Sparidae
Product: RING finger protein 223
Exons: 2
Coding region: 394-1092 (232 amino acids)
Biological process (GO): protein ubiquitination
Molecular function (GO): ubiquitin protein ligase activity
Source: RefSeq, a predicted model, not a curated record
UGACAGAGCAGGGCAGGUGAUACCGGCCAACGGACACAGAGGAAGGAGGACCUAGAGCUGACACUGAAAGCUACUACACACCCACUGACUGACACACACACACACACACCUGUGACUCCUGUAUCCAGACCAGUACAGAGGAGGACACUAGCCUGGGCAGAGGCACAAUUAAAACCCAGAACUCCCUGCUGGCAUCAUAGGGGAGAGCUGACUUUGACUUCAGAAAAAUGCAUUUUCCAGUGCAAAAGGAGUGAGCUGAGCCGAGCCCGGCCCUGAGAGAUAAAGAGGAUCAUCUGACAUCUUCCUCAGUCAACAGAUAGUCCAGAAGUUAACGACAGACGAAGGGAGAGGAAGGGAAAAGGCCAGAGAGUCCAGGGGGAGACUUGACUGAAGAUGGAACAGCCUCCGCAGAUUUGGCACACACAGGUCGGCCCUCAGGACGUCACUGGGGAGAUGCAGAAGAAGGUGUCUGUCGUCAGUGUCAGCCAGCCAGAGUGCUCCAUCUGCUACAACACCUACGACAAUGUCUUCAAAACACCCAAGCUGCUGGACUGCACCCACACCUUCUGCCUGGAGUGCCUCUCCCGCCUCAUGGCCGUCUCGCUGGCUGACCAGGACGGCGGCGGCGCUCACCUCUCUUGCCCCUUCUGCCGUCACCCCACCACACUGCCCGAGGAGGGACCCCCGGCUCUGACCACUAGCCGCGAAAUCCUCUGCCGGCUGCCCAGAGACCAGCAGCAGGAGGAGGACGUGUGGAUUGAGGGGCAGAAGCUGUGCUACAAUGGCUCCAGGAAAGGCAACGGCAACGGCGCCCCUGACAGUCCCACGGCCCUCUGCAUCUGCAUUGACAUUGGGGCCAGCAAGGCAGUGGACUCUGCCAUCCAGUCGCGGCCUCGGACUGUUGGCCUGCUGGACCGGCUGGCCGACUGGAAGAGGAUGGUGCUCUUUGUCGUGCUCAUGGUGCUGCUUGUUGUUGUCGUGUUGUGGCCGCUGCAGUGCGCGUUCAGCACCGGGAACAUGCGCUGUUUGCGGGAGAACCCUGAGCCCACUACCACCACAAUGAUCACCACGACUUUCAGACCGCGCGUCUAGACUGACUGUACAUAAUAUUGUGUGUGGGACAUUCCUAAUACUGUAAAUUGUUUGACAUUUCACAUUUCAUAAGUGCUAAUUACCACACUCAACACCUCUGAUUUGAGUCCUAAAAGACACUGUGGCGGACCCCGCCAGAGGACAGAGAUGGAAGGAUGAAACCAACGCAGACUGCUGCAAUUUUCACUGGAAUAAUGUGUCACAUGCUGUCAGACAUUACUUAAAUUGUGCUGAAUUUUCAAGUUAUAAUCAUUAAAAAAAAAUUCUGCACUUGGCACCUUUAACUCCACAACAGUUACACAUCAGCAGAAGCACAUCACUAAACUGUUCAAACAAUGUUGUAAGGACUCUGAGGGCCGCUUUGCCCUCAAAUCACCGACAGUGACACGAAACAUUUUUGUUGCCCUCGAAUCAACAUCUGUAGUUUCAAAUUAGGACUUUUUGGACCGACUGCGUUGUUGGCAUAUGUCAUCUUGUUUGGACACGUCCGCUCAGAUAACAUGAGUGGGUUGAUUAUUAUGUCAAGUGUGCAGUAGCAUUGAAAGCCAAACAAGCCUGACAUUUAUUAAUGAAAUGUAAACUUUGCCUAGCAAGCAUCUGGUUGGCUUAAGAACAACAAGCAGUUACGUUUACAGUAACAACAAGUGUGUCUGAAAGGAAAAAUGAAUGUUAUCCCAAUGUGCCAACUGAGAACUUUAACUUUGUAUAUCGUACAUUUGAUUGGUGUGUUUUGAUAUGUCCUUGUUUACAGAACUUUAAUAAAAAAAAGCGAGAUAUCUGCUCAGAUGCCUCUUCUGGGAGAUAACACAACA